GGAGCGCACAGCCACAGCCUCCUCGCUUCUCCAAACUCCCGGCCAGGGCGCGCGGUGGCGUCCUCGCGCUCUCGCUCGCGCCCCCGCCCGCCGCCCGCGCUCGCCCGGCAUGAACGCGGAGACUUGCGUCUCUUACAGCGAGUCGCCGGCCGUGGCCAUGGACGCCUACUACAGCCCGGUGUCGCAGAGUCGGGAGGGCUCGUCACCUUUCCGGGCGUACCCCGGCGGCGACAAGUUCGGUACCACUUUCCUGUCCGCCGCCGCCAAAGGGCAGGGCUUCGGGGACGCCAAGAGCCGGGCUCGCUACAGCGCGGGGCAGCCGGACCUGGUGACGCCCCUGGAGAGCGGCGCCGGGGCGCGGGGCUCUUUUAACAAGUUCCAGCCCCAGCCCCCCGCCCCGCAGCCGCCGCCGGCGCCGCAGCCGCAGCCCCAGCCGCCGGCGCCGCAGCCGCACCUCUACUUGCCACGAGGCGCCUGCAAGACGCCCCCGGACGGCAGCCUCAAGCUCCAGGAAGGCAGCGGUGGCCACAACGCGGCCCUGCAGGUCCCCUGCUACGCCAAAGAGAGCUCCCUGAGUGAGCCAGAGUUGCCGCCCGACUCUGACACCGUGGGGAUGGACAGCAGCUACCUCAGUGUGAAGGAGGCUGGGGUGAAGGGGCCUCAGGACCGGGCCAGCGCCGACCUCCCCAGCCCGCUGGAGAAGGCUGAGUCGGAGAGCAACAAGGGCAAGAAGCGGCGGAACCGAACCACCUUCACCAGCUACCAGCUGGAGGAGCUGGAGAAGGUCUUCCAGAAGACCCACUACCCCGACGUGUACGCGCGGGAGCAGCUGGCCAUGCGGACGGACCUCACCGAGGCCCGCGUGCAGGUCUGGUUCCAGAACCGGAGGGCCAAGUGGCGGAAGAGGGAGCGUUUCGGGCAGAUGCAGCAGGUUCGAACCCACUUCUCCACGGCCUACGAGCUGCCCCUCCUCACCCGCGCUGAGAACUAUGCCCAGAUUCAGAACCCGUCCUGGAUCGGCAACAAUGGGGCAGCCUCGCCAGUGCCCGCCUGCGUGGUCCCCUGCGACCCGGUGCCAGCCUGCAUGUCCCCUCACGCCCACCCCCCUGGCUCCGGGGCCGGCGGCGUCACCGACUUCCUGAGUGUCUCUGGGGCUGGCAGCCACGUGGGCCAGACGCACAUGGGCGGCCUGUUUGGAGCGGGCCUCAGCCCAGGCCUCAACGGCUACGAGCUCAACGGGGAGCCGGACCGCAAGACCUCGAGCAUCGCGGCCCUCCGCAUGAAGGCCAAGGAGCACAGUGCCGCCAUCUCCUGGGCCACAUGACAGGGCCCCUCCCGCCCCAUCCCGCACCCUCCCCCACCUCGGGGCACUGGCCACGCCCAUGCUUCCCAGGCCCCCAGCCUCGCCCGACUUUCCUCUUAGGAACCUGGCCUGGGCCAGGGGCCUGACCCUCAGCACUUUCAGCCACCCCAGGUCGGAGGCCCCGGACGGCUGGGAGGGAGGGGACAGCAGGCCCCUGCCCCUCCCCGCACCGCGGCCGAGACCCCUGCUCCUGGCCAGGGGCAGCGGAGGAAGCCGAGGCCGGGGUUGCGGCUUCGCAUCCAUUAUAAGCUGAAGACCCUCUCCCCAGUCCGGCUCCUCCAUCCCGCCUGGUGUGACCACUGCGUCAAGUUUAAAUUCCCGCCGAGACCCAGCGGCAGCCACAGUGCAGUCAUGUCCGUUCGUCCUUCUGUGUAGUCCCGGUCACCAGGCCCAAGGCUGUCUGAAGAACAGGCUGCCCUGCAGGGUCAGCCUCCCGCCCUCCCGGCUCCUUUUCUCUUCCUAACACCCCACGAAACUGGACCUCCUGGGGCCCAGGCACCUGCCUCGCCAUCACCCAGAAUGGAGGAGUCCCCGUCCUGACUGUCCCCAGGCUGCACACGCCCAGAGGGAAUGAAUGGGCAGAGGAGCUGGAGCCAAAGAGUCCAGCUGUCACCAGCAAUGCUGACACGCAGGUGGGGGACGCACCCCGGAAACUCUGGAUCUGGGUGAACUGCAGGGGGCGGAUGCAGACCGCACUGUACCCGGUACCCAUGGUGCUCAGGGGAGAAAAGCUUCCGGAGAGAGAGAGGGCCACAGGGAGGUGUAGCGGGGCCGGGGCUCGCACACACACUUCGGCCUCUGGCCCCUGACGUCCGGUUGUGGGCAGGGUGACAGCGACCGUGGCAGGUCGGGCAGGUCUGUUCUCCGUCCCAUCAGGCCCCUCCGGUAGGGUCUUCCUCCCUCCUGUCCACCUGGGCACUCACUGGGGCUGCUGAGCAGUGACUUGGCGUGGAAGGACUUACACCCGGGACACUCGAGCCAGGGCCUGGGGGCGGCACAGGGUCAGGAGGGCGUGCAGGAUCUGCCGGAGGACCUGUGCCCACGCUCGGUCUCCAGGCUGCCUUUCCCUCCUCCGCCAUCUCUGGCACACCUUCCAGAGCCUUCCAGGGCGGUGGGGCUCAGUGGUCUUCCAGGCACAGGGCAGACAGAGCCCACCUCACGCUUCUUCCUAAGGGAUCGGAAGUCCCAGCCCUUCUCUCUGGCCUCUGGGAGGCUCCUGGGGCCGAGCUCCCCCAGCCACUCGCUCUGUCCUGGCUGUGGCGGCAGGAUGCAGCCUUUCCCUGCCUGUAGGAGGGGGCCUCCUUCUGGGGGAGUUUGGGGGGGUGGGGGGGAAGGGCACUCCACAUCUGCCUGACUAGAGACCUGCAGCUUGGCCCCAGCCGCCACCAAAGCCGUGGCCCACAGUACCCGUCCCCCGUCCUCCGGGAGGUCCCUGGCAGGCGCCCCACCCCCUGAAGGGCUGGUCUUUUUUUACUUUCUCCCUUGAUCCUGCCAGUGAGGAGGGCCAGGCCUGUCAGCCGCGGGGCCUGGACGCAGGCCAGCCUCUUGGGUUGGGCGGACGGGCGUCAGAUCCCCUGCCCCGAGCCGCUCCGGGUUUACAGGAAACCGCAGUGUCCACCUCGGCCUGGAGUUCUCAUCGGCUCCCGGUCAGAACGGGGAGCAUCAGGCUUUGCCUCCCUCCUGCGAGUCGGCCUCUGUGAACCGUAGCUCUGAGGUCGCUCUGCUAGAGCCACAGGGUCUCGGACAUGGGAUUGGACGUCCUUGAAGGCGAGGCUUUCCGGAUGUCAUUUGCUUGAGGCUCUUGGGAAGCCGUUCCAGUUCCGAGGGCCACUGAAAUAACCCAGACCCCCCAGCCCUGGCGAGGGAAGGGCAAACUGCCUAAGGCUGGGAGCAACCCGCGUCCUCCUAAUGCGAGAACGUUCGCCAAGGCACGUUUCCACCAGGAGAGAGUCCGUGCACAGAGAAAGUCCCAAGGAGGGAGGCGGGCUUGCGCUGGAUCCUUCUGGAAGGGAGCCCGGCACCCAACUCCCUGGGCGUCUGCUUUAAGAGAAGGCCUCGUAGGAGAAGUCGCUCUGUGGCUCUGGCCGCCUGUCCCACCACCGGAGCCCGGUAUUCACGGUUAACACGUCCCUGCUCAUCUCCCCACGGGCGGCUACCGGCCCCAGGCCUGUGCUCCCUGUCCUGCCCGCUAGGGCCUGCCUGACACGCUGAGAACCACAUCGCGGAGCUGGGGAGUUGGGGGUUACUCUAGUUCAAUCCCCUUACAAUGGAGACGGAAGACCCACUCCCAGGGGAGGAGUGACUGUCCUGACAGGUUUAACCAGAGGCCAAGAAAGCUGAGGGCAGCUGACUGCUGCCUGGGCUUUGCUGGGCCUUAGGGGGCAGCUGCUGCUGCAUGAUC
Molecule: messenger RNA, 3764 nt
Organism: Myotis daubentonii (Daubenton's bat)
Lineage: Eukaryota; Metazoa; Chordata; Mammalia; Chiroptera; Vespertilionidae
Gene: ALX4
Product: ALX homeobox 4
Biological process (GO): regulation of transcription by RNA polymerase II
Molecular function (GO): DNA-binding transcription activator activity, RNA polymerase II-specific; RNA polymerase II transcription regulatory region sequence-specific DNA binding
Source: RefSeq, a predicted model, not a curated record